Molecule: messenger RNA, 2986 nt
Organism: Hypoxylon fragiforme
Lineage: Eukaryota; Fungi; Ascomycota; Sordariomycetes; Xylariales; Hypoxylaceae
Exons: 2
Coding region: 484-2847 (787 amino acids)
Source: RefSeq, a predicted model, not a curated record
UGUUACCGCUAGUGCCUGGGUUUACUACUGUUAAGUUCAUAACCGAUUACAGUUUACCGUUUUACAGUUGUAGACUAUUAUUCUUUAAUCUUCAUCUUCUUAGGAAUUUCAAUCAAACUCAAUUUUUGACUAUCUAACAACUAGAUAGUUAAUUAUUGUUUAUCUUUUAUCGCACAUCAUACCUCAUACCUCAUACCUCAUACCUCAUACACAUUUAUUUACAUACAUAUCUCCUAAUCUACCUACAUACCUUGGUACACAUCCCGCAUCCCGCAUCCCGCAUCCCACAUCUCACCUCUCACCUCUCACAUACACAACUUCACAACUUCACAAACCACAAACCACAAACAACCAAACCCUAUAGUCUCUUACACAGAGACACUACUUCACAUUAUCGAUAAAUGAUCUCGUUAUAAAGUAACCCGGUUUACUUCGGCGCUUGUUGUUGGUGUGACAUCGCCGAUAACCAGCAUAGAGCUCAAGAUGGCAUCAGACGGCGAUACUCCCAUGCUUGAUCCUUCUGCUUCCACAGCACCUCAAGCUACACCUGCUGCAAAACCUCGUCGUAGAUUUGCUCCGCAGCUUGUCGAAGAGUCCGUCAAAUCCUCUUCGGGUGCUCCAAAGCACCAACCGCAACCGAGCCACAAGAUCCCCGCCAUAGCACCCACGCCCCCGGUUUCAACUACCAAUUCAACCAGGAACCCCACGAGAGAUGUUUCAGUUCAGGUAGACGAUAUUGAGAUGCCAGAUGCGCCACCACCGCUACCCGUACCACCCAAACCCACGCGGCGCUUUGUUCCUGUUCCAAUCGAGACUACCUACGAUUCGUACCGGGUGAACAACAACAGGAAGAAUCCUCUCGGCCCUACUGCCGAGUUAACACCUGAUCCCUCACCGACAACCCCGCAUCCGCCCUCCUUUGACGGGGAAACCCAAUUCAAUGAGCCUCAGAAGAAGCCGAAGAGGAAGUUCGCACCCCAAUUGAUAGAGACGACGCGAAGAUCCAAGAAAGCCGACCAGCCAGGCCCUGCCACGAAACCCAUUGAUAAGACUGAUAUUACGCCGGGUACAAACCAUAUAUAUGCCCCGAAACCAAAGCGAAAAACAGUUCCGCGAUCUGCUACUGCUGGUGCUCCAAGCGCCAACACCGAGGGCGAUGGCUUUUUAACACCACGCCGACAACAGUCCAUGAAGCCGCACCCGAAUACCCGAAGAAGCACCCGCCAAUCUUUCGCUCCUGAGCUCGACACUAUUCUCUCAUCCGACUCUGAGAAGUCUUCUGAGGAAGACGACGAUACUGCAGACACUUCUGCUCUUUGCCUUGGUGCCCCAGCUCUUACCAGCGAGAACUCGGUACAAGAUGGUGACGAUGUUGGAGAUUCGUGGAGUAGCAGGCACUACCACCUACGUGACAGGAGGGAGUCGUGCGACGAAGAAUUCUCGGGCUAUCUACUAGCCGUGGCUGCAAGGGAGGCCCAUAGGCAACGUGAGUUGGAAGCGGCCAUGGCAGCGUUCCCCAAUGGUGUACGGCCUGAAGGUGUGGAGCAUUUCCUUGUCAGGGACAAUUCCGAAGAUGAUGAUGGCCUAGUUGGUCUAGAUGACGAACGAUCACGACAUGGGACGUCGCAGCUUCCACGCCGCAAGGAAUCAGACCCCGGUUGGGCCGUCAAAGAGAUGCGAGCGCAUGCUGAAAGGUUGGCUCAGGCUAAGCAAGAAAACAUGAAUAUCGACGACGAUUUAGAUCGUAUGGACAUAGCACCCCCACCAGAAGAUCCCUUGUGGACCACAGCUUCGUUCCGAGCUUCUCUCGAUGAGACAAUGAAGGAAGCCCCAGGCCCCGCGGUAUCUGCGUCCUCGCCAGCCUUGCUAGCCCGAGUGGAUUCACAUCCCAACGUACCUUCGCCACGUCAGGCACCGGAAACUGGCCUUCGUGCCAUCCCAUUUGGUAUUCCUUUCGGGUAUCUCAAUAAUGAACCGGAAGAUCCCCAGAUGCGGAAGAUGCGCAUGGCAGCUUCACCUCCUAUGCUCGGUGGCGACCUCGAAUUCCGCAUGUGCCCUAGCCCGAAGCAUACGCGUAUGGAACCAAGCCAGCGGUAUUGCGCCAUCGAGAGGCCUGAGCAACGGCGAGAUGUUACGGGAAAUACAGGGCUUUGGCGUGGAUACUGCUCUGCUAAGGCCAACAACACCGUAGAGAUCGCGCACCCAGGGCCCAAUCUCCUUAUGACUCCCCAGGAACCAACUUCACUACAGGAUCCAUUUUCCGCCGCAUUCACAGCAUCCCUAUCAAAUAUGAGCCGUGUCAUAAGUAGCACUCCAACACCUGGUGCUACAUCUCCGACAACCCGUCAUAACCAGCACAGAGGUCUCCAUAUGCUCUCAGGGCUUGACGAACGACUGAAAAAGGAGAAGGCUCGCAAGGAGCGCGAAGAGCGUAUCAUGGCUGAAUUUGAUGAUUCCUUCGUCACGCAAGUUUACAAUUACAUCAGUCUCGGGUAUCCCGCGACCGCGCGUGCUUUCGACGCAGAGUUGAGCAAAAUCAGUGGCAUCGACAUUCACGAACUACGCAAGGAUGACAACUUUAAGAUGGAGGUGGGCUUCAUGUUGACAAUGGAGAUGAGCAUCCAUAAGGGCCAUUCACCGAGCAAUUCUGAUAGCGGUGAGGAGAUACAGUUCCGUACACCUGAGGAGGAUGAGAGAAGAACUCGUAGGAAACCAAAGCCGCCACGAUGGAUUGCCCUUAAGCUGUAUAUACGCGAGUGGGCGCGCCAGCACCCUAGCCUUAACGACGCAGGGACUGGCGAAAUGGCUUGGGGUGUUAGAGCUAGAAGGGGGAGCUGGGCAAUUUAGAGGAAUAUACGAUGGUGCACCCAUAUAUUUGGUUGUUGCAUAGCACCGAGGCGUUUGCCCUUUUUUGGGUAUACUCGAAACGAUUGAGUAUAUGAAAACAAGAAAAAGAAGAAAGCACGAUUUGUGUAUAAUGGGAUGG